This is a messenger RNA of Aspergillus sclerotioniger CBS 115572, 1708 nucleotides long. RefSeq lists its product as uncharacterized. The record is from RefSeq and is a predicted model, not a curated record. NCBI's taxonomy places the organism in Eukaryota, Fungi, Ascomycota, Eurotiomycetes, Eurotiales, Aspergillaceae. The transcript has a single exon. Bases 317 to 1651 code for a protein of 444 amino acids.
GUUGGGCUCGUUUGCCUAUGAUGACUAUGGGAUCACAGUGAACGGAAUCCCUCGAGCAUCCUCGGAACUCCUGCAAAGAGUGUUCCUUCAAGGUCCCUCGAGAGUCACUCAUCAUAAACCCAACAAGCGAUGGGUCACGGCCCAGCUGCAGCACUUCGGGCUCGAAUUCCGACCAGCGGAUACUACUACCCAGCUGAGAUCAAUUCUGGAGAUUGCGUACAAGAAUGGCCAGGUAGGCGAGGACCUCUUUCGACUCGGAGCAUACUCUCGAAGACUGACCUGCUAGUGCAAUUGUCUUGCACCAGCCACGAUCUCCAUGGAAAAGACACUGUCUGGCAUGUAUAAGAAAAUGCAAGACAACUACGAAGCCCAAAAGCAACACUGGCGAAUGACUAGGUUUGCUGAACUGGAUUCUCCUUCCGAGGAAGCCCUGUUUGAUGCUUCUCUGUUCAUGGCCAAGUACUUCCUGACCGAAGAGAAUGGCGUUCCCGACAAGGAGAAGCAGAAGGAGGCCCUGAUACUGCAGAAUGUAUUUGGAUGUCAGUUCGAGAACGCCACCAAGAACGUUCCUGGCCUUUCCGUGUGCAUCUCAUCCAUGGUGACAGUCGUGGGCUGGGAAGACACCUUCUCCCGUGGAAUGGACGCCGGUUUUGCAAAGCUAGCUGAGAUCCAGUCUCCGGCCUUGAGGAGCACUUUCGAAGCUAACUUGGACCUGGGUCGUUUUAUGGCCAAAUACUUCCUGGAUGGAAAUGGGGACCCCGAUGUGAAGAAAAACCCGGAUCCCAUCAGGCUCAUGCCGAAGUUUGAGGAAAGGCUAUACGAGCCUCUUGCUGCCGCUGUCUUGCAGACUCCGGGUCUUUAUCUCCGUGGAACCAUUGACGACGGCGGCGUCUGGUCAUUCCUAGGUUGGGACAUCCAGAAGAUCCUGCGCCAAGUGGAAGAAAUCGAUCAAGCGGGCGAGAGUGAAAGAGAACUGGAUGAAACCUUGUUGACCGCGGUGUGGGACGCGAAGCUGGAGCGGCAUGUUCGGUAUCUGGAACGCCAUGUUGCGCCAACCAGCCCGCUGAGAGUCGCUGAUCUCCAAGGCCAAUACAUUGUUCGUUGCGAGGCCAUCGAUCCCUGGGGACAUGAAGACCUGUGGCUGGCGAUCCAUCGGAAGCACCCCAGGGACCCCGGCACCAACGGGGGGUUCUUCCUGGGUCAGUUCAAAGGCACUAUGCUAUUGGCAUCGUCCUGCGAUGGGCUGGACCGGACGCGCGAGGUAUUCGAAUCCAAGUGGGAGAAGAAGCGAUUCUAUCCGAGCAAUCCGGAUCGGAAGAACCGAGAGCCCUCGACGAUUCGGCGGUUUGAAGACUCGGCCAAAGCCACGCGUGUUUACUUCCAGUGGGCCGGAACUGCCACCAAAUACAACUACGUCGACGACAAGAACCUGCAGAUUGGCUACCUGGACUUUGCCGACUCCAUGGCCGAGGCUCAUGGCGUAAUCAUGGGCCCGGCAUUCGAAGGCAGGAGCUACCCUUGGUCGGUCUAUAAACACUGCGACACCACCGGAGACUGGGCCAGUCCAUGGACCAGCUUCGAUUACUGGGCUGGCUAUGAAGGGCGCGGCAGGCACGGCGAGAUGGCCAUGUCUUGUGACUACGUCCUCUGACGAGCCCAUCUUCCCACUGUCUCGAUGCAUGUCUCGAUUUCCUCCCUACGCUGCUUU